UAAAGGACCCUCUUCGCCCCGCCCCUUUACCCGCCCCACCCGGUUCCCGCGGUGACAGGGCCGAGAUGGCAGCGCGCGUGUUGGCCUGCUGGUGCUGUGCAAUUAUCGUGUUGGCGUUCGUGACGGAGGCCGCGGCGUUUGCCCUCGAGCUUGGGGAAUCAUUCGCGGAGCACAAAAAUGAUGGUGUGUGGUUGGUUGACUUCUAUGCACCGUGGUGCGGCCACUGCAAGAAGCUGGAGCCGGUGUGGAACGAGGUGGCCCAAGAAAUGAAGGCAUCAGGCUCCCCCGUCCGCGUUGGAAAACUGGAUGCCACUGCACAUUCUGGUAUUGCUACGGAGUACGGCGUCCGUGGAUACCCAACAAUAAAACUAAUUAAGGGGGACCUGUCGUACAACUACAAGGGGCCGCGGACCAAGGAUGAGAUCAUCGCGUUUGCCAACCGUGUGGCCGGGCCGGCCAUGCGCCACCUCUCCACGCCAGCGCUCUUCGCUCACACACAGAGCCGGCAUGACAUCUUCUUCCUCUACGUGGGUGGAGACUCCAAACUCAAGGAAAGCUUCACGCAGGUGGCACUGGAGAUGGUUGUGAAUGCGUACUUCUUCUCCACGCCGGAGGAAGUGCUCCCCGCGAAUGUGCACAUUCACGAGGCGCCUGCUGCCUUGGUAUUCAAGGAUGGAACGUAUUACGAGUAUGAUGAGUCCGACGACGGUGACCUGGCGACGUGGGUGCGGAGGGAACGUUUCCCCACGUUCCAGGCCAUCGACGGCUACGCCAUGUACGCCAUCUCCGACACAGGCAAGUUGGUGGUCCUGGCUAUCGUUGACCCAAUGAGCACCGAAGAAAAUCACAGCAGACUCAAAAAGCUGGUGGAAGAUGUUGCUCAUGAAUACAGGGAGCAUUUCCAUCGGGAUUUCCAGUUUGGAUACGUGGACGGGGCAGAGGGCUACAUGAGCAACCUACUGAUGAGUGACGUUGAGGCCCCCAGCCUCCUGGUUUUCAACACAUCGAGCCAGGAGUACUACCUGCCCACCGAGCCGCUGCUCUCCAAUCAGGACCUGCUCAGCUUCAUCAACAACAUCCUGGACGGCUCCGUGCCCGCCCAUGGAGGGGAUGGCCUCGGCCAGAAGAUUAAGAGAAUGCUGUUUGAGCUGAAGGCCACGAUCACUUCCGUGUUCAGGGCGUCCCCGCUGCUGGCCUGCGUCCUUUUCGGCCUGCCGCUUGGGGUCAUCAGCACCAUGUGCUACUGGAUGUGGACGGCAGACGGCGACUACGACGAGGCAGGGGCAGGAGGCGCGGGGGGCCAGCGCCGGGCGCUUGCCGCGGACGAUGACUCGAGCGACGAGAGCGGAGAGGAGGAGCCCCGGGAGGAGGCGUUGCAGGAGGGGGUGCGGGAGGAGGAGGAGGCGUUGCAGGAGGGGGUGCGGGAGGGGGAGGAGGAGGAGGAGGAGGCGGCGAGCAAGGCCGGCGUCGAUGAGAGCGACGAGGCCGCAUCCGAGAAGCCGGCCGUCGAGAAAAAGACCGACUGACGUUUGCACAAAACUUUGAAUCUCCUCCGCUCAUGUUAAAUUCCAGUCUAAGAUGAAUUUCACUCCCCCUUCCCUCCCUCCCUCCCUCCUCGCCUGGGAAACGUGCAGGGACAAGAAUUGAAACACAUGCUAACAUAUAUAUAAUGAUCGUGUUGUCCGGGUAAACCGACGUGGGAGAAACCCCCCCACACCGCUAGCUUACCGACGGCCGCUGUGCAUCGUGGGCACGCCACCGUACGAGGGUGGCGUGCGUUUCUCCUCCGGCGUUUAACAACCUGGACUGGUAUGCAUUUUUUGUGUUCUUUGAUAUGAACGUUUGAUUUCUGUAGGGCAUGCUUGAAUGCUAGGAGUGGGGGGGGGGGAGUGUUGGAUAACAUUGGCCAAGACGGUUGGCUAAUUCCUGUGAAUAGUGUUGCUACAAGUGGGUGGUCAAAAGAUAUCUUGAACAGUAGUGAAAUAGUUGGACCAACUUAUGUUAGGCAUCAAUGUGAGCAGUUGCUAUAUUGGGAAUAACUGUGAGUGUACGUGGCUUGAAUAUUCCAUUCUCAGAACGUUUUUGACUACCUAGCCGUGCUCUUGAGCUGCAUUUUGUUGGAAGUUGAACAGGGGACUCUUCAUCACACUGUAACACAUUGGCAACGAUGGGGUUUCAUUUAGUAAAUGCAAAAUUGGAUCGCCAUUUCCAGAAUCUUUAAGCAGGACUAGUGAAAUGGGCUCCUGCCAAAUUUUUGUUCAUUAAAAAUGUAAUUUAAAUGGAUUAUUUGUCAAAACAUUUUGCUCAUUUUGUGCACGCACUUGUGUUGUCCUCGUGUGUUUACAAGAAAUAACAAGUGGGAAAGCUCUCUAAUGUUAUAGACAUGGGCAGCUCCAUUGCUCUGGCCUGGUUCCAUGUACCCACGGAAGUAGUUUUGUGGAGCCUCCUGCAGACUUACUGCCUUCCUUCGGAGGAGCGUUAAUGAUUUGGCCAUUUCAUCUUGAAGCGCUCAAAAGUUAAAUGCUGACCAACCUUUCGUGUUAUUUUCUACCUCCCUCUUGUCAUCUCGCCCAAAUUCUAUAAACACAGGGUGCUUAAAAAAAUGUUAACACUGACAUGGGGACUAUCGUUUUUAAUGGAAAACGAACAGAUAAUACACUGUAACAUGAUAACAAAUGUAUGUUAAUUGCUUCAAAAAGUCAGUCACCACUUGUUCUCCAUCAUUGUCAACACGUGCCUGGCAUCUUCACCAGGUGGUCUUCAGAGCCUGAAGGCGACACAUUUUUCGUGGUGUUGUUGCAAAUUCUCAGAGGUGUAAAAACAUUUUUAAACACUCUGCAUUUAUACAAACUUGCUGGAAACGUAUCCAGCAGUUGCAUAACUUUAGCAAUUCACUCGCAGGAUGUCACCGCCCAAAUGCUGUCGAAUACGAUUUUGUGAAAUCGUGACUGAAACAACCCCUGGUUUGGUCCUAGAAAAGCCAAAGCAGUGUUUAAUUUAACCAGGCGGAGUGCCCUUGCGAUGUUUUACCUUAUGAAAAGGAAAGGCCUGGGUGUGAUUCGUUAUAGUUUGUGGGGAGACGUUAACUUUUUAUACGCAAGAUAAUGAACGUUACUCUUUUUUUUUAGAUUGGGGCAAAAGAGGUGGUGGCGAUGGUGAUCGCGUGAUGAAGGAUAUAACGGAGUCGUUCACACGGACUUGACGGCAGAGGGUUAGCCCUGGCGCAGUGCCGUGCUGCUGUGCCAAUCCGUUUCUAAACGCGAUACGAACUUUUACACUGGCAAUCUGCUUUAAAUAUAUCGUGCCACCUCAAUAUGUACCCACUAAUUAUGUAUAACAUUGACACGUAAUGAGAGAUGCUAUAAUUUGCUUUCUUUUUUGAAAUGUUCAUUUCAUGUUUUGACCACUUUUGCAUUGUUAGGCCCUUACAGCCUCUGCAAUGAAAAAAAUAUAAUAAAAAUAACUCUCCCAAA
This is a messenger RNA of Petromyzon marinus (sea lamprey), 3473 nucleotides long. RefSeq names its product protein disulfide-isomerase TMX3-like. Gene Ontology annotation, cellular component: cell surface; endoplasmic reticulum. NCBI's taxonomy places the organism in Eukaryota, Metazoa, Chordata, Hyperoartia, Petromyzontiformes, Petromyzontidae. The record is from RefSeq and is a predicted model, not a curated record.